Messenger RNA from Hordeum vulgare subsp. vulgare (domesticated barley), 2425 nucleotides. RefSeq lists its product as uncharacterized. NCBI's taxonomy places the organism in Eukaryota, Viridiplantae, Streptophyta, Magnoliopsida, Poales, Poaceae. The coding region runs from base 1 to 2262 and encodes 753 amino acids. The record is from RefSeq and is a predicted model, not a curated record. The transcript has a single exon.
AUGUCUGAUAUUUGGAGCAUUCUGCGAUGGUGGGAGGACUGGCAGCUGCGCAUCCUCGUCCUCGGCAGCCUGGGCAUCCAGUGGUUUCUCCUGCUGGCUGCUCCCAUGCGCAAGUACUCAAUCCCGCGCGUCUUCAGGACAUUCAUCUGGCUGGCGUACAUCUCUAGCGAUGCUCUGGCGAUCUACGCGCUUGCCACCCUCUUCAAUCGCCACGCAAGGGCUAGCAACUGUGGUGGCAAUGUUGUCGCACAGCAGUCGAGCAUCCUGGAGGUUCUAUGGGCCCCUAUCCUCCUCAUCCACCUCGGCGGGCAGGAGGAAAUGACCGGCUACGAAAUCGAAGACAAUGAGCUGUGGACGAGGCACACCGUGACUUUGGUGUCCCAGGUCGCGGUUGCCUUGUACGCCUUCUGCACGUCGUGGCCCAGCUCCAGCGACUGGAAGCUGCUGGCGGCCGCGAUUCUUCUCUUCAUUGUCGGGGUCGCCAGCUUCAGCGAGAAGCCGUGGGCUCUCAACAGAGCUAAAAUUGAGAGACUGGCGGCUGUAUCGGCCUGGGUGCAAGGAACAAAGAAGCGUUCAAAAUGGAGGGAGCGCGUGAACCAGUUCUUCUUGUUCGAGGAGAGCAACUGCUUCACUGGGAGUGGGACUGGGAUGCCACAAACUGGUGGGGAGGAGGGCAGUAGAAAUCAGGUGGCCAUGUCCUGGCUUUCCUCCUGUGGCGGGAAGAAGGAGGAGGACAGCAAGAAUCAGCUGCAAAAAUCACCGGUGGUGGCCUUGACGGAGGCAGACAAAGUCCUAAUGGUACUUUCGGACAUGUCACUUCUAGCUGCUGCCAAGGACCUGGUAGCACGAAACAGAGCUGGCAAGGUGGAGGAUGUUCUGCCACCUCUGCCCGUCGCUGAGAAAGCCUUGCCGCGCUGGCUGCGCAGUGCAUUCGCCUUCAUCUACACCAGAGCUACUGUGGUUGUCACUCCUCUCUACCUGAUUUAUCAUCUGUUGGUGGUCCCGAUCCUGCACAUCGCUGCCCUGACGCUAUUUGCAACGAGCGACAAGCACCCGUACAAGCGCGCCGACGUGAAGAUAACAUACAUCAUUCUGUGCCUCACCGCCGUGCUGGAUAUCCUCGCGGUGUUCAUCCGCCAGCUGCUAUACCGGCUCAUGUACAUGACACAAGUUCCAGCGCUAUGCGAGACGGUGCCCGGCUAUAACCUCAUAGAAGCCGCUCUUCGGGAAGGUGACAAGAGCAUCGGGUGGAUGUACAUGUGUGCCAGGCGCAUGGGCUUCAACUGCUGGAAGGUGGGAUCUCCUUUUUCCAGGCCUAAACCUAGUGAACUGUCCAAAAAUGUCGCACAAACUGUGAUUACAGAUCUGGUGGAUGCACGAGACCGAGACCUUGCCAGUUACAGGAUCUUUGAAUCCAAAAGGCCCGGCAGCAACUGGGCUCUAAGCAGGGAGCUGCAAGAUCACUGUGGCGUCGAGACAAGAAAAAGCUUGCUCGUCUCAUUCGACCGGAGCGUCCUCCUAUGGCACAUCGCCACCGAUCUUUGCUACCGCUGCUGCGGUGACGUUGACUCCUUCGUCAAUGAUGGUGGUGAAGAAGAAGAAGGAGAAGAAGAAAAAGUGGGAGGAGGACCAAAAGAAGGAGGAGUUGAACAACAAGAAGAGCAACAAAGACAGAGGAGGAGGCGCCCAGCAUUACAGCUUUAUAUGAAGUGCACAGUUGCAAUAUCCAACUACAUGGCGCACCUGCUGAAUUCCAACCCCCAGAUGCUGCUGACCGGCAGCAGGCACCAUUUGGUCUCCGAAGCCAUGAAGGAAGUCAAAUCCUCCUCCUUUUUGUCCAACAAGGAUAAGUUGAAGCAAAAAAAGGAAUUUAAGGACCUCAUUGACGAAGACAUGCUGCACAAGCCGAGAGGUGACCAUGAAGUUUUCCACAUCACAGAGGCAUACAAGCUUGCGAAAGAGUUGCUGGAGAUGCCGGACCCUUACAAGCGUUGGAUGCUGAUGUACCGGGUGUGGCUGGGCAUGCUCUGCUACUCCGCCAGCAUGUGCAGGGGUUACCUGCACGCCAAGAGCCUGGGUGAAGGUGAAGAGUUCCUCUCUUUCGUCUGGCUCGUGCUCGCGCUCAAGGGGGCCAAGAGCUUGGCCGACAAGCUUCAGAUGCCGCCGGAGACUCGAGCUACUGAUGAUGCCGAAUCAAAAGUGCGAGAUCAGGAAGGAUUGGAAGUCGAGGUUCAGAGUGUGGUUGAUUUGUUGAUGGAUUGAUUUACAGUAGGUUUGUGGUCGAUUGAUUUACUUGUUUGUUUUCUUUGCUAUCUAAAUUACCUACGUCUGUGGACUCUGGUAGUACGUCGUUUCAUACCUGUUCGCUUGUUUGUCUGAUGCAUUUGUCCUUGCUUCUGUAUGUGUGUUAGUCCCUCCGUUGUCC